This is a messenger RNA of Girardinichthys multiradiatus, 1404 nucleotides long. RefSeq names its product alpha-(1,3)-fucosyltransferase 7-like. The transcript has 2 exons. Gene Ontology annotation, molecular function: alpha-(1->3)-fucosyltransferase activity. Gene Ontology annotation, cellular component: membrane. Bases 94 to 1146 code for a protein of 350 amino acids. NCBI's taxonomy places the organism in Eukaryota, Metazoa, Chordata, Actinopteri, Cyprinodontiformes, Goodeidae. The record is from RefSeq and is a predicted model, not a curated record.
GUCAGAAGAAGCCGAUUCUAGCUCUCGGUCUACCUACUGUCUCGACUUGAAAGGACUUCCGAAUUGACACAGGGAAGUGACUGUGCUAAAAAGAUGAAUGUCACAUCCAUGAAGAAUGCCAUCCUCUUCUGCACCAUGUUUGUUUUGCUUCUUAUUUUCUACUUCGGAUGGAGAGGGCCUGAAUUCUCCAGCUUCACUCAUUUAAGCAGCACAAAAAACAUGACUGUCCUCCUGUGGAACUGGCCUUUUGGACAAUCUUUCAGUCUGAAGGGUGAUGUGUGCUGGGAUCUGUACAAAAUACCAAACUGUAAACUGGUGGACCAGCGCUCCUUGUUCCCCUUGGCUCAUGUGGUGGUGUUCCACAACAGAGAACUGAUACAAGGACGCCAGAAGCUGCCCACCGACCUCCCACGGCCACAGGGCCAAAGGUGGGCCUGGAUGUCCCUGGAAUCUCCUGCUCACAAUGGAAACUUGCAGAAAUUUGCAAAUAUCUUCAACAUGACCAUGUCCUACAGGAGGGAUGCUGAUGUGACCUUACCUUAUGGUGAGCUACUACCUGUGGAGCCUGAAGGUAACCUGAUGGAGGACAGCCACAUAAAUAAGACCACUUUGGUGUGUUGGGUGGUCAGCAACUACAUGAACCACCACAAAAGGACCCAAGUGUACAAAGAGCUCAUUGCCACAGUUCCUGUGAAGGUUUAUGGACAAUGGAAUAAAAAGCCACUCUCCUCUGCUGACCUCUUACCAACAAUCUCUCGCUGCUACUUUUAUUUGGCUUUUGAGAACUCACUGGCCAAGGAUUAUAUCACAGAGAAGCUGUGGAAAAAUGCUUACCAAGGAGGGGCUGUACCUGUUGUACUGGGCCCCCCGAUAAGUGACUACAAAGCUGUGGCUCCAGAUCAUUCUUUUAUACAUGUGGAUGAGUUCGCAUCUGUACAAGAACUGGGAAAGCACCUUCAAAGACUUGCAGAGGACAGGGAGCGAUACGAGGAUUAUUUUCACUGGAAAAAAUACUGGAAAGUGAAAGUUAAUGGAGACUGGAGGGAAAAGCUGUGUAAGAUCUGUUUACGGUACAACAAUUUAUCUCAGCACAAAGUUUAUUCAGAUCUAGAAGCCUGGGACACGAUAGAUUACACUAGACCAUGAAGGUUUGUGUUUGUUUUGCUUUUUAGUUGAGACAUAACCUUUGGAUCAUUUUCUAGUUUUCUGUUCAAUCUUUGUACCUAGGGGUGCACAAUAAAAGCUGUGACAUCUUGUUUUGUUUAUUAAAAAACUAAAUCCUUUAAUAACUUAAAAUGAUCAAUAACAUAUAGACCACGUUUUGUCUCACCUCCUACAUUGCUACGUGCUUUUGCUGUUUUUUGGCACUGGCUUCUUUUUUCUUAGGCAACAAAUGCAAAAGCC